AUGACACAAUACCAACAUUUCAUUCCACGGUUCAUAUUGCGAAGAUUCCAAGUCGGACCUGUGAAAUCCAAAACAGAACGACGAAAAGAAUUUCGACGCACCGGCGUUGAGCCUGAAUACGUCCACUACUAUGACGUUGCUACAAGUAGUCUUGACGUUCGUCCUAUUGGAAAGGUUUAUGGCGUACAGAAUAUCUACCAGGACGUCCGCAGCACUGAUGAUAUCAACGAACUAGAGAAGAAAUUAGCGGUCCUCGAACGUCAUGCAGCCUGCAUUAUCAAGGACUUGCAUCAAGCGCUUUCUCAGGGUACUUUGACUCUGAAGCGGAGGCUGCUAGAGGACCUGCGGAAGUUCCUAUUCAUCAUGCAUUAUCGCAAUGCAGCGUGCUCCGACAUAUACUUUCAAGCGGAUCACCCGCAGAACACAAGCAGCCGUCAGUGGAUUGAAUCCGUCAUGAAGGCGAAGGGUCUUCAUUCUGCUGCCGAGACAUGGCUACACUUCCUCAGAUACUACCUGGAUACAUCUCAUUCAGACAUCAUGCGAGAUGCUGCAGAACUUGUAGAGAAGUAUGGUGAAGAAGGUCUUCAAAACAUGAUAACUGAAUCACAUAUCCCACCUGAUCUCGAACACUUCCCAGCUUACACUUACUACGUUCAGGCGAAUGGCUACUUCUUCAGUAUCUGGGAAGCCGCAGAGGGAGAAGAAUUUAUCAUUACAUCCCACGCAUUUGGUCUGUGGGAAGGUUUGGGAUAUGGUUGCCCUGGCCUGCACCGCAUAUUCGUAGUCAGCCCUCGCAUUGCUAUCGUCCUGCGUCAUGUGCUAUCGCGUCCAGAGUUGAAAGAACACACGAAGCCUGGUGCGUUCGUGAGCUGCUUGCUCGACGUGAAUCCAGCACCACCAACUCCAAUUUACACCCGUGGAGAACACGGUACACAUAUCGACCACAUAAAUUUCCAAUCUGCGAUGGCACUUGCACGUUACAGAUCCUCCCAGAAAGGGGAGGAUGACAGUUUUGUGUUCAAGAUCACAAAGCUGUCGCGACCCCAGACAUUGAACUUCAAUUCCGUUCUAUUAGUGAAUGUGACGGAGACAGGCUCUUUGACCUUCCUGUCAAAGGAGAGCAUGCUCCGUGCCGCGCGUGCGUUCCUGAGUUGGCCGGUC
This is a messenger RNA of Suillus plorans, 1161 nucleotides long. RefSeq lists its product as uncharacterized. The record is from RefSeq and is a predicted model, not a curated record. The annotation marks the transcript as partial. Lineage: Eukaryota; Fungi; Basidiomycota; Agaricomycetes; Boletales; Suillaceae. The transcript is spliced from 2 exons.